Penicillium longicatenatum is the source of this 1515-nucleotide messenger RNA. RefSeq lists its product as uncharacterized. The coding region runs from base 1 to 1515 and encodes 504 amino acids. The transcript has 3 exons. Lineage: Eukaryota; Fungi; Ascomycota; Eurotiomycetes; Eurotiales; Aspergillaceae. The record is from RefSeq and is a predicted model, not a curated record.
AUGACUAGUCUUGAGAGGAGUCUAUCCUGCACCUCCAGUACCGCCCUCUCCAUGUCUCCUCGCCCCUCUGCCCGAGAAAUUUCACCGCCCGGUUCAGAGCUCUCUCUUAUCUAUCUCCAUGACCGUGUGAACCAACUGGACACGCGGGUCCUCGAACUCCGAUCCAAUCUUAUGACCAAGGAUAACUACGUUGACCGCCGAAACCGCGAAGAUGAGCUUAUCCGACGCGAAUUUGCUCAACAAAACGCCAUCUCGAAUCGCAUUGACUUGAACGUUAUCGCCCUUCGCACAGAUGUCGACCAGAUUCGCAGUAGCAUCUUGCAUCUCAAGACGACUGUUGGCCAGGUGUCUAUGGAAACCACGUACACGCGAAGUGAUGUCGACCGUCUUCAGAAGAGCGUGGAUCAGCUUCAAUCCGACACCGCGCAGAUCAGGUCUGAUUCUUGUGCCGCGCGUAUCGAUAUCGGCAAACUUCAAACCGCUACCAACCAGCUUCGAUCCGAAUUCUCCAACCUCUCACGGAUGUUCAAGUCUUUCGACACUCGAAUGGAUGUCGUGGAGUCUCUCCAUGCUAAUAUAAAGCCCGUCCCUGUUGUCUUGCCUGAUGGUUCUCUGGAAUUACCCGAGUAUUUCCCACGCACUAUUUGGCGAUUCUGGUGUCUUAAGAAGCGAAGCAGAGUCCAUCGCCUGGUUGAACUCUGCGAGUUUUACCAACUUAGAGGCUACGAGGACUGGCGACAGAUACAAUCCGCGGCAGAGAUGUUUGCCCAUGAGAGUGAUUCAAGCGAUUCCAGCGAUAGUGGCUACCCUAUUACACUCAAUUCAGCCGUUCACCAGUAUCCGGAGGCAGCUCUCCAAGCAUUGGCAGCAACUUUGGGUCUUGUGUACUCCAAGAUCCGCAAGGAAUGCCUCAAAAUGGAAUCGGGCGAAGGUCUCCAAGCUGCUCCUCGUCCUCCCAAGCGUCAGCAAGAGGACGUCGCCUCCGCAGGCACCAGUACUAAGUCCAAACCUGUGAAAAUGCCCCGUCGGCCCAGCGUUUCCGAUUCUUUCAUGCAACGCCUAACGUCGGGGGUCGAGCAGCCCUAUGCCGAAACGGAAUCCUCUGCGUCUGGGCCAUCCCAGAUACUAGGCUGGAAAGCUUUCUCCGAUGUUGUGUCAGAGAAUGCCAAGGGGAAGCUACCAUCAAUCGACCCGAAGGACCUUGGCGCUGUACUCCGUGCUUUGGAGCAAGGACGAUUGAAGUUGAAGCCUAGUCGAUCUGAAAGGAUGAACAUGUCACCUACUCAGUCAAAGACUAGCAGCAACGCCUACCGCAAGGCAGGCGAGCCAGCUCAGGAAGAGGUGCCUACUGAGCCGCAUACCGUCCCCAACACUAUUCCUCACCCUGUACCUACCUCGGCACCGAACACUGUUCCCACUGAAGUUGCCACAACCUCUUCACAGGGUAGCCGAGCCCGACAGGCUUCCAUUGACCCAUCAACUGUUUCGGAUUCCGAAAGUUCGUCAAUGUCAUGA